This is a messenger RNA of Electrophorus electricus (electric eel), 2283 nucleotides long. It is a transcript of the gene fbxw4, whose product is annotated as F-box and WD repeat domain containing 4. Gene Ontology annotation, cellular component: SCF ubiquitin ligase complex. Gene Ontology annotation, biological process: SCF-dependent proteasomal ubiquitin-dependent protein catabolic process. The record is from RefSeq and is a predicted model, not a curated record. Gene Ontology annotation, molecular function: protein binding. Lineage: Eukaryota; Metazoa; Chordata; Actinopteri; Gymnotiformes; Gymnotidae.
UUGGAAUGGCUUCUACCACGUCUGACUGUUUUCACACGCUCUGAAAAAAUGGGAUUCUGUUUACAACUAUCUAAAUCCGAUAAAUUUGUCCGUUAUAAAGGCGCCAGCAAACGUCAAAAUAAAUAUAGUGGAUCUGCCAACAGUGUCGAGGGGCUAAUUUUAAGGAGGAUUCAGAAUGUUUCUGUUUCAGUUACCGGACGAUGUUCUUUACCUCAUCUUGUCGUACUUGGACUACAAAUCGCUCUGUCGCCUCUCUCAAGUUUGCAGGAGAAGCCAUCACUUUACAGUCCGCGAUCCUGUUUGGAGGAGGAUAGCAAAAGACUUUAUCAACACUGGAGUAACUCGCCAUGGAGCAGACCUGUAUCCUACCAUUCCUUUAAAGGACAGAGUGAAGGUAUCACAGAAUUGGAGUCAUGGUGUUUGUCGUAAAGAUGUCCUUCUUAAAUGGAAGAUUAACUUGUUGCCUUGGAUACAGCUGGAUGGUGAUGUGCUCUAUCUGUCUCAGGCAUCAGACAUUGGAGCAUACCAUCUCAGGGGUCCUGAAGGGGUUAAGUUCCAGCACAAUAGGGUGGCUAUGUUCUCAGGACACCAAGAGGAUGUGUGUAGAUUUGCUUUGACAGACAUGCAUCUUGUCAGUGCUGGAAGUGAUGGGAAGAUCAUUGUUUAUGACAGAAAAAGUGAUUUUUGCAUGGAGUAUUUUGGCCAUAAUCAGGAGGUGAACUGUAUUGACUGCAAGGGACACUUGAUCAUCAGUGGCUCCAGGGACAAGACGGCUAAGAUAUGGGCUUUAACUCCAAACCACUUUGGAAAGUGUCUUCAUACAAUCCCUACCUAUGACAGAGUGUGGUCAGUGGCCAUCAGUCCAUCUCUGUGCACUUUUGUGACUGGAACUGCAUGCUGUGAAAACUUUGCUCCUCUUCGGAUAUGGGACACAGAGAGGUGUCAUCUGGUAUCAUGUCUUGGCACAGAAUUCCGCAGAGGUGCAGGUGUGUUGGAUAUUGUUUAUGAGUCUCCCUUCCAGCUCCUCACCUGUGGAUAUGACACUUUCAUCCGCUACUGGGAUCUACGUGUCUGCUCCAGGAAGUGUGUGAUGGAGUGGGAGGAGCCCCAUGACAGUGCUCUUUACUGUAUCAAGACUGAUGAGAAUCAUAUGAUUGCAAGUGGCUCCUCCUAUUACGGAGUGGUACGCCUGUGGGACAAAAGGCAAACUCGUUGUUUGCAGAUGUUCCAGCUCACCUCCACCACCAGCAGCCCAGUGUACAGCCUGUGCUUCAACGCCACACACCUGUAUGCUGCUGUAGCCUCAGCCCUCUACUCACUGGACUUUAGAACUUCUGGUCACAGGCCCAGGAGAUAGAACAGCUCUGCCCUCAAACAAGCACACAUACACACUCAGCACAAGCAUACUCUUGGUGCACUCUACAUUACACUCCGACAUCUCCCUCCAGCUUUAGGAGUAAGCCUUGUGAUCCUCUGCAACUUAAGAUGGACCCUUCUGGAACCUCAUAAAAAUAUCUGUACCCAGUGAGGCCUUGGAUUGGCAUUGCAGACAGUGGCAGAUAGUUGCCAUUUUUUCCGCUAUCAGUGUCACUGGCUGCCAAGAGGGAGCACAGGGAGCAAGGUUCACGACCUUCUGUGGCCUGAGUCUUAACGGACUUAACACAUUGCCAGCGACCUGUGGGACUUCUAAAACAAACACUGCUCAGAGCUGCCAGAACGCGCUGUGGCGAUUUAUGCUGAAGUAUAUACAGUAUGAUAACAUACUCUUUGUCUUCCUAUUGUGCUUGAAAUGUAUAUUUUUUCAACAGUACGUCAGUAAGAUGUGUUUGGCUUGGCUUUGUGUUUCUUGCAUUUUUUCUGGUUACAAUCAUCUGACAGUGAAACUGCUGUUUUAGUUCAGUACCUCUCUUUUCUGUGUGAAUGGAACAUAUUUGCAACACCUUUGUAUUAUUUGUCAAAUAGUUUAGGUAGUAAACAUGGUUAAAUGUUUCCACAGGUUAGGGGUCUCCAGCCUGUUUGUCUUGAGCCAGUUGUAUUUUGCAGCAUGUCAAAGAGAAAUAUAAUACAUUUUACUAUGGUCCUAAAUACAGGGCAUAUACCAGCCAAUCCCUUAUCACUUACUUCAAAAUUAAAACCAGCCAACAAAAUACAUUUAUUUAGAUGUAAUAACUAAAUAUCAUAAUUUUAUUCAGUUACAUCCAGCAUGUCUACUUUGUGACAGCUGAGUGAACAAUGAACAUUAGCGAUAAUUAGAUAUAUCUUUAAUAAAGUUAGUGAAAAACA